CGCAGCGCAGUCAGAACAGCGGCGGGCUGACAGCGCAACGGGCUGAUCCCUCUCCGCCCUGACCCGAAACUGCUCUGCUCUGCCCGGCCCCGGCCCAGGCCCAGGAUGUGGCUCUGUGAGGCUGUUGAGUCGUGCGGCGGGCGGUGAAUGAAUGGCAGCGACGCCGGCAGUCACACACUUCUCCGCGGACUAAUUGGAAUUCUUCAGACAAGACGCAGGGGCGAUGGAGGCUGGACAGUGAAGCGCAGAGCCUGAGUGGUGAAGAUGCAGCACACCACCUGCACAGAGGACCGGAUCCAGCAUGCGCUGGACCGGUGUCUGGACGGGCUGAGACAGAGUCCCACCGCCGCGCACCACUGGAACGUGCUGAUGUGCUCUGCGGGUCAGUCGAUGAACCGCUGGAGCUUGGAGGAACUUGUAAAGAGAGAUCCUGAGAACUUCCUCAUCCUUUUGCAACAGAUCAUCAGGAAGACAAAAGAGGCUCAGGAGCAGUGCCAGUAUGAGCUGGUGGCCCCCCUCGCCAUUAUGUUCACUUCCACUCUGCUUCAGACCCCGUAUUGUCCCCCACACACUGAGCUCCUGGAGGAAGCCCUGGAGGUGUUUUACAGCUUCCUCACUUGGCCUGAGCCGUACUGCAGUGUGUGCAGAGAGCUCCUCUCCAUGCUGCAGCUGGAGAUCAAGGCCCCUGGAAUUUCCUUUCAGAGGCUGGUUAGAGAAGAGCAGGGUCUGAACACCUCUGACCAAACUUCAAGGACCAUGACUGUGCUGCUGAUGAACCCAGACGAGGUUCCCGCUGACUUUCUCGUUGUGGCCGAGCAGCUCAGUGGCAUUCAGCAUUCAGAGAAGGACACCUACAUCACCCUGAUUAAACACGCCUUCCAAUCCAUGCUGGGCACCAAGUAUCCUCUGCAAAGCAUCCACAAGGCUCUAGAGUCAAAAAUGGUAAAUGAGCUGAAGGAGAUGUUCUCCUCUGUGACCGACAUCUUCGAGACCGCCGCCGUCAUGAGCGAUCCAGGAAAAGCUCGAAGUCACGCCAUGCAGGAACUGGAGCAUUUGAGGAAGACACUGAAAAUCCCUUCAUCCAAUGGGAAGAGGUCUGAUGGAAUCCUUCAGACCUUACCUUUGCCCACUGCCAAAACGUACAUGUUUCACUGGGAGAAGGAUAACUUUGAUGUUCUUCACACCCUGUUGGAGCACGAUAUUGAUGAAUUUGGCACCAGUGGGCAGGCUGUGGAGGAGAAGGAGGUGGACUUUUAUUAUGAACAGGACUUGGCAGAAGAUGACGAGGAGGGUCAAGCAGUGGUUUCUGCUCUUAUCGCCGCCGAAAGCUGCAAUGGCAACCAUCGGGCCUCCACCUUUUCCACCAUCUCCUCCACCUCCACCACCUCCAAAGACUCCAUGUUCUCCACCAUGUCUCUGGCCUCCGAGUCGUAUCCCCCUUCCCUCUUCUCUGUGGCAUCUGGGGUCGACAGCGACUACUGUGACGACUCCGACGAGUACAUCAGCUCCUCUCCUGUGGCUGAGAAAUGUUCCCCGAGGUCAAGCAAAGUUUCGACUCGUCUCAGCCAGCACUUCCAGCGGCUAUUUAUCAAACCCAAGAACCCCAGGAUGCUCUCCAGGGCUAAGAGCUUGGGGAACUCUGAAGCUAAAGACAUUCUGGUGGUGCGGGAAACGCGCUCCAACUCUCUGCCGCAGCAGGUUAAGUUAUUCAGCUCCGACUCUCUGCCAAGGCCUCAAACCCAAGCUCUAAGACAUAUCUGCUUCCGAAGGAGGCCCAUUCUGAGCAGUGACGAGGACAAUAAGAACAAUACGUUAAGAGUGGUGGUGUUUGGCGCUGAUCAUGUAGCCGGGAAGGUAGCCCGAGCCUACAGUAGCUUGAGGAAGAACGAGAGCACGUGUCCUCGUCUCACAAGAGCCUUUAACCUGCAGUUCUACUUUGUGCCGGUCAAGAGGGACUCAGGAUCAGGACACCGGAGGGCUUCCACUCCUUUGGUCCAAACGGGGUCGCCGAAAGGAAUAGGGUUGCCCUUGGAUCAGAACCACACAGGCGACAGCACUAACGACAUCGCACAUCUCCUGGGCAUGUUGGACCCGUGGUACGAAAGAAACACCCUCAGCCUCCUCAAGUUGCCUACCAACGUUGUCUGCCAGCAAACCUCAAAAACCGAGUCGGCCUCCUACGAUAGUUCCUAUGAGCAGCGUCUGCCCAUCCUGGCCGACUUGGUGCUGUACUACUGCCGCUACGCAGCGCGCCCAGCUCUGAUCCAGCUUUAUCAGGCGGAGCUGACGCUGGCCUGUGGAGAACGACGGACCGAGGUGUUUGUUCACUCCCUCGAGCUGGGUCACACCGCAGGAACGCGCGCCAUCAAGGCCAUGGGCGCUGCCAGCAAACGGUUCGGCAUUGAUGGGGACAGAGAAGCAGUGCCUCUUACUCUGGAGGUGGUCUACAACAGGGUGGUUGUUAGUGGAAGAAGCCAGUGGAGAAGAGAAACCAAAGUCUGUACUUCAGUAAACUUGAUCAAAGCAUGCAAGAACCCUGAGGAACUAGAUUCAAAGAUGGAGUGCCUGCAGCUCACCAUGACUGAAGUCCUGAAGAGACAGAACGGCAAAAGCAAGAAGGGUUACAACCAGCAGCUCACCGUGACUGAGGUGAAGGUGGACAAGGUGCAGGUCAGUGGAGCUGGAAACACAACGUUUGCCGUUUGUCUGGACCAGGAUGAAAAAAAGAUCCUGCAAAGCGUCACCAGAUGUGAUAUAUCGGUGUGCUACAAACCUGACAGCUCUACUGACUGGAGGCUAAGGAAAUCCCAGGCUUCGGCUCAGAUCCAGCCUCUCAACCCCACCUUCUGCUCCCUGCUCUGCCUGCCCAUCGUAACCUUCAGCGGGGCGCUACCCUGAGAACGUUCCCCACCGCUUUCCGUGGAUUCCACCGGACAGCUCUUCAGCACUGUUUAUUCUUUGUACACUUUGCACACAGAAGGAAAAACAUGCAGAACUUUUACCCGUCUGUGCCGGUUUUCUUAAAGGUAGUUUGGUUCAGUCCAGCACGGCAGAUUUUGGACGCGGGUUUUGGGAAGUAAGCAUUUGCACGCUGACCUCCAGGCUUCACCGUCCUCUGAUCCGAUCAGUGCUCUUAACCCACACGAUACCAAGACUGUCUGGAGACAGGAUGGUUGUUGUUGUUUUUUUUUAUCAGUGCAAUGCAGUCCUUCGACGUGAUGAAGAGAACUUUUCAAGUUUCACUGCUCAGGUUUCACUUCCUUUUUUAUUUGUGUUUGUUGACAAAACUGACUUUAAACCACAGUUACAUUAGAAUGUAUCAUGGCUGAUCAGGGUGAAUCUUAAAAGUCUCAGGAAAAAAUUGGCAUUCACGCUGGCAUCCCCUUGAUAACAUGUUUUGGUAAAUCCGUCCUACAGGCAGAAAGGUGGGAUGAUAUUUAGGUUUUCUCGAUCUACCCACACGAUCAUCGCUUCAGAACUGUUAGCAGAUUAUUUGAUAAAAAGAAAACACACUAUAGAUAUCGGCUACAACAUGUACAUUUAAGGCUCUUAAGAUAUUUCAUGUACUAUAAGGUUUACUCAUCGCCAUCAUGUUUUUCUGUGUAUCAUGUGAUCUGAUAAGCGACUCCCUGGGAGAACUAUUCUGUCACAGUUUUAACUGCAGCUAUGAAUAUGGCCACCAGGGGUCUCUGUUGACUUUUCAUUAAACAUCCAUUUUACUGCACAUGCAAAAUUUGAACUAGAGACCAAACUCUCCGUAAGUACUGUAAUAUAUCAUGAAAAUAAUCAUAAUUCAACCUGAUAAAAUGAGAAAAUAAUCAAUAGAGGGGGAUAUUAUGGUGCUGUAACAUGCACUCACAUGGACAUUUCCUAUGUAACUAAUUACCUGCACUUUCUGAAAAUGUAAUACAGUGUGUGACAAUAAAAAUAUAUUUUGUA
Fundulus heteroclitus (mummichog) is the source of this 3939-nucleotide messenger RNA. RefSeq names its product phosphoinositide-3-kinase, regulatory subunit 5 (gene pik3r5). The transcript is spliced from 18 exons. The record is from RefSeq and is a predicted model, not a curated record. Gene Ontology annotation, biological process: positive regulation of MAP kinase activity; G protein-coupled receptor signaling pathway. Lineage: Eukaryota; Metazoa; Chordata; Actinopteri; Cyprinodontiformes; Fundulidae. Gene Ontology annotation, cellular component: phosphatidylinositol 3-kinase complex, class IB. Gene Ontology annotation, molecular function: 1-phosphatidylinositol-3-kinase regulator activity. The coding region runs from base 265 to 2898 and encodes 877 amino acids.